AUGUGUGCCAGGCGCAAGUCCAGAAGGGGUGCAAGGCUUUUUCGGGGUGGUUCGGAGGAAGCCACCAGCAGCGCGAGCAGGGAUGCGGUGAGCUUGGAGCCCGAAAACCCUGGCUCCAGCGGGUUACCUCGAUCGUGGAAAACUGUCAUGACUACGGUGCUCAUACUGACUCUUCUUUUUCUGGGAUUUCGAAAUCACAGGCGGCUUCCAGAAAAAGAGUCUCCUCUGAAAUCCGGACGAUUUUACGCCGGGAUUGCGGAAUACGGCUCGAGGCUUUACAAGUACCAGGCCAGACUUCGAAUGCCCAAAGAGAAACUGGAAUUUCUGAAGAAGGAAAGCCAGACGCUGGAGAACAACUUCCGUGAGAGUCUAUUUUUAGCCGAACAAAUAGACGCUCUGAAGGCAUUGCUUAGAGAGACGCGGGCCGGUCUGCGCAAUCACAGCUGGGACGCCGAGGGAGAGCCCCCCGCAGUCCAGGACCGCUUGGAGGAACUGUCAAACCUGGUCGAUUACGUCCUUAAAAAGCUGCGAGAAGACCAGGUCCCGAUGGCCGACUAUGCCCUUAAGUCAGCAGGAGCCUCCAUCAUUGAAGCCGGGACAUCAGAAAGUUAUAAAAACAGUAAAGCAAAACUGUACUGGCACGGGAUUGGGUUCUUGAACUAUGAGAUGCCUCCAGACAUGAUUCUACAGCCGGAUGUUCACCCUGGAAAGUGCUGGGCCUUUCCAGGUUCCCAGGGCCACGCCCUCAUCAAGCUCGCCCGGAAGAUCACGCCGACCGCUGUCACCAUGGAGCACAUCUCAGAGAAGGUGUCCCCCUCGGGGAACAUCUCCAGCGCACCCAAGGAAUUCUCCGUCUAUGGCAUCACGAAACAAUGUGAAGGAGAAGAAAUUUUCCUCGGUCAGUUUCUGUACAGCAGAGCAGGAAGCACCGUCCAAACAUUUGAGCUCCAGCACAACGUUUCCGAAUUCUUCUUAUGUGUGAAACUUAAAAUCCUCAGCAACUGGGGACACCCGAAGUAUACUUGUUUGUAUAGAUUCAGGGUUCAUGGUACCCCGAGAGAUCACACCUAGGACCACUGGUGCGGAAGGUCGUGACCGGAGAGUAUUCAAGUAUCCCGAUUCCUUAGACUGCACCACACCCGUGGGAAUCAAAACUCAGGAGUGGGAGAGAAACCGCAAAGCGGUUCCUACCUGCCCGUAAAAAAAUGAAUAAAUUUUACUAAUA
This is a messenger RNA of Camelus dromedarius (Arabian camel), 1225 nucleotides long. RefSeq names its product Sad1 and UNC84 domain containing 3 (gene SUN3). Gene Ontology annotation, molecular function: protein-membrane adaptor activity. Gene Ontology annotation, cellular component: meiotic nuclear membrane microtubule tethering complex; nuclear envelope. The coding region runs from base 1 to 1071 and encodes 356 amino acids. The transcript has 10 exons. The record is from RefSeq and is a predicted model, not a curated record. NCBI's taxonomy places the organism in Eukaryota, Metazoa, Chordata, Mammalia, Artiodactyla, Camelidae.